AUGUCGACUGGAGGCUACAACGUCCAGGAACUCCCCCCGGACCCAAGAAUCCUGUCCGGCCUGAAAUACCGCGGCUAUCUGUACUAUGUGGCGCAAACGGCGGUCUGGACGUUCCAGGCGUAUUUCGUGCUGCGGCUGGUGUCGAUCCUGACCUCGCCCGUGCAGACAUGGCAGAUGUGGGUGACGCUGGCCAUCGAGGGGAUGUUCGCGCUGCUCUCGCGACAAGACCAGCUCCUGACCGUCGCAUCGGGCCGCGCGCCGCCCAACUCACCGCGCAAGCGACUCCGUCUGCAAGGCGAUGAGAACCUCCCCACCGUCGAAGUCCUGCUGCCCUGCUGCGGCGAGCCCGUCGAGGUGAUCCUGGACACGAUCCGCGCGGCGUGCACGCUGGACUACCCAGUGACCCAGUUCCGGGUGCGCGUGCUGGACGACGGCGGGUCGGCGGCGCUGCGCUCCGCGGUCACGGAGCUGCAACCCACCUGGCCGCACCUCUCGUACCACUCGCGCGGCCGGCAGACGGGGCAGGUGUUCGCGAAAUCGGGCAACCUGAACUACGCGCUGCAGACGCUGCAAGAGAAGACGCAGCCGGAGUUCUGCGCGAUCUUCGACGCCGACUCGAUCGCGGCGCCGGAGUUCCUGCGCGCGACGCUGCCGCAUCUCCUGGCGACGCCCGCGGCGGUCCUGGUCACCACGCGCCAGUACUUCUACAACCUGCCGCGCGGGGACCCGUUCUCGCAGUCGCGGCUGCACUUCUACACCUGCCAGAACACGGAGCUGGAUCUGCAGGGGCGGGCGAUCGACGCCGGGUCCGGGGCGCUGUUCCGGCGGCGCGCCAUCGUCGACGCCGGCGGGUACCCGACCUACUCGUUCUCGGAGGACUGGCAGCUGUCGCUGGUGCUGCAGGGGUUGGGCCAUGAGACGAUCCAGGUGCAGGAGCCGCUGCAGUUCGGGCUCGUGCCGACCUCGCUGGCCGGCCACAUCGCGCAGCAGAGCCGGUGGCACAUCGGGCACACGCAGCAGAACCGCGUGCUGUUCGCCCCCACCAACGCGACCAUGUCCCGCUCGAUGCAGUGGGGGAUCGUACUGAACGGGCUGGCCAUCACGGGCCGGCUGGUCGCCUUGCUCGCGAUUUUUGUGGCGGUGCCCACUCUCCUCCUCACCGCGCAGCCACUAAUCCCCACCACCACCCACCUCAAACCCCAGCUCAUUUUGGCAAUAGUCCACGUCGCACUAAGCUGGCUCUUCGCAGCUCUGCAAUCCGCGCACACAGACUUUCAAAGCGCCCCCUUCGCCCAUUUGGAAAACACCUGGCUCGCCGGAUCACACCUCCUCGCCCUCCUCCGCUUCCACCUAAUCUCCGCCCGGCCGAAAAAAGGCUCCUUCGUCACCGGCAGCACAACCAACACCUCCAACCGCACCGCCGCCCCUACGUUCCUACAGAGCCUGCACUACAACCUUUGGGACAACGGCAUCGGGUUCAGCGUGCUGCUCCUCUGCGUGACGAUCGGCGCAUUCACCCUCGCCCUGGGGCGGGGUGUCUCCGACCCCUCGACAUCGAUGGUUAAGGUCCUGCUCACGGGUGCGGCCUUCCCGCCAAUGCUGCACAUCACCUUCCUCGUGACCUGCAGCCUCCUCGAGCCGGUGGUGCAUCUGCUCGCGCCGCCGGUGUUUCCAGACCGGAAGGCUGGGUUGGAGGUUUCGGGGCGUGGGGUGUGGCAGCCCACCGCGGAGGUGAGGGUGGCGUGCGUGCAGCAGCGGAAGUCGAUGCGGGGGUUUGUGGGGAUGAUUGCGGUGGUGGUGGUCGGGUUGGGGGCGGUGGCGGUGGGGGUUUGGUGGUUGUAG
Molecule: messenger RNA, 1842 nt
Organism: Aspergillus aculeatus ATCC 16872
Lineage: Eukaryota; Fungi; Ascomycota; Eurotiomycetes; Eurotiales; Aspergillaceae
Product: glycosyltransferase family 2 protein
Exons: 3
Coding region: 1-1842 (613 amino acids)
Source: RefSeq, a predicted model, not a curated record